AUGAGGCCUGAGAACCAGAGCUGCGUGUCCGAGUUCCUCCUCCUGGGGCUCCCCAUCUGGCCAGACCAGCAGGCUGUGUUCUUCACCCUCUUCCUGGUCCUGUACCUGACCACAGCGCUGGGGAACCUGCUCAUCAUCCUGCUCAUCAGGCUGGACUCCCGCCUCCACACCCCCAUGUACUUCUUCCUCAGCCACCUGGCUUUCACUGACGUCUCCUUUUCAUCUGUCACUGUCCCAAAGAUGUUGACGAACAUGCAGACUCAGCACCUAUCCAUCACCUAUGCGGGGUGCAUUUCACAAACGUAUUUUUUCAUAUUCUUUGCUGACUUGGACAGUUUUCUAAUCACUUCAAUGGCCUAUGAUAGGUAUGUGGCCAUCUGUCACCCUCUACAUUAUACCACCAUUAUGAGUCAGAGCCUGUGUGUCAUGCUGGUAGCCAUGUCCUGGGUGAUUGCUUGUGCCUGCGCUCUUUUGCAUACACUCCUCCUGGCUCGCAGUAUGAAAAAGGAGAACCACAGCUGUGUGUCCGAGUUCCUCCUCCUGGGGCUCCCCAGCCAGCCAGACCAUCAGGCUAUGUUCUCUGCCCUGUUUCUGGUCCUGUACCUGACCACGGUGCUGGGGAACCUGCUCAUCAUCCUGCUCAUCAGGCUGGACUCCCGCCUCCACACCCCCAUGUACUUCUUCCUCAGCCACCUGGCCUUCUCUGACAUUUCCCUUUCCUCUAUCACAGUUCCAAAACUGCUGAUGAAUAUUCAGGCUCAGCAGCAAUCCAUCUCCUAUGAGGAGUGCAUUUCUCAGAUGUAUUUUUUCAUUCUUUUUGGCUGUCUUGACAAUUUCCUUCUGGCAGUGAUGGCCUAUGACCGGUAUGUGGCUAUCUGUCAUCCACUGCACUAUGUUUCUGUCAUGAGAGAGGGGCUAUGUGUCUUGCUAGUAGUUGGGUCCUGGUUUUUCUGUUGUGUCCAUGCCCUGUUGCACACCCUCCUCUUGGUCCAACUGUCCUUCUGUGCUGAAAAAAUCAUCCCCAACUUCUUCUGUGACCUCACUGCUCUCCUGAAGCUGAGCUGCUCAGACAUCUCCCUCAAUGAGCUGGUCAUCUUCACCGAGGGAGGGAUGCUGUUCAUCUUGCCUUUGAGCAGUAUUCUGGGCUCUUACAUCUGUAUAGGAACCACUGUCCUGAGGGCGCCCUCCACUAAGAGAAUCUACAAAACCUUUUCUACUUGUGGUUCCCAUCUCUCUGUGGUAUCUUUAUACUAUGGGACAAUUGCAGGUGUUUACUUUUUCUCCUCAUCACAGGAUUCCAAUGACAAGGAUAUAAUUUCGUCUGUAAUUUAUACAGUAGUUACACCCAUGCUCAAUCCCUUCAUCUACAGCCUGAGGAACAGAGACAUAAAACAGGCCCUUGAAAUGUUUGUCUACAAGGUCAAGUUCCAUAAAUGA
This is a messenger RNA of Fukomys damarensis (Damara mole-rat), 1437 nucleotides long. RefSeq names its product olfactory receptor 1J4. Lineage: Eukaryota; Metazoa; Chordata; Mammalia; Rodentia; Bathyergidae. The record is from RefSeq and is a predicted model, not a curated record. Gene Ontology annotation, molecular function: G protein-coupled receptor activity; olfactory receptor activity. Gene Ontology annotation, biological process: G protein-coupled receptor signaling pathway. The transcript is spliced from 2 exons. Gene Ontology annotation, cellular component: membrane. The coding region runs from base 1 to 1437 and encodes 478 amino acids.